AUGGCGCAGACUAACGUGUUGGGAGGACUGGACCGAGCCAUUCCUCUAGGAGUGGAUACAGUGUCUAAACAUAUGUACAUUGGGGAGUACACCCUAGGUCGUAUAUAUCGUUCAAAUUAUGACGGUUCCAGUAAAAAACUGAUCAUGAAAGACGUCGAGAAUGUGGAAGGAGUAGCCAUCGAUUGGAUCGGUCGUAAGUUGUAUUGGACGACUUAUAAAUCCGAGACGAUUGAAGUCGCGACGCUUGAUGGGAAGUACAGAAAGGUUUUGAUAUACGCAGGUCUGGAGUACCCACGGGGUAUGGCAGUUGAUCCUAUUGCGGGGUAUGUUGUUUGAGUUGUCUGUGCUAGUGUAGGUAGUGCCAAUAAUAUUUACAAGCUUUUGUUGGCGGGGAUGCAACUACUUGAAAAUAAUAAAGAGAAUUUCGACGUUUGGGGCGAAGACCCUUCCUCGAAACUCCAGACGAAGAGCCUUUGCUCGAAACGUCGAAAUUUCCUUAUAUUUUUCAGGAAGUUGCAUCCCUACCAACGAAAGCUUGUUAACAUGUAUUUUGAGGUAGUUUGGUGAAUCAAACCUCAAACAAGCACGUCUCUCUAAUAAGCUCCACCCCCGCCACUGUAGUAAGUUCUCGAUUCGCAAGUUGUAUUGUUUUGUUCGGAAAUGGAGAAAAGCCAUACGCAAAUUGCGAUUUGCGACCACAUAAUUCUAGCACUGACAUACUUAAUUUCUUUACUCUGUCUAACCCUGGUCUAACCCUGGAUGCUUUUGCUCGUCAAGGGAAGAGUCUUGCGCAUGGAUGUGUUAACCAAACUAUCUGCCAGUGUGUUUUGUUAAACCACUAAGCUGCAAUGCACCAAAUGCGCCCUGCGUUAUUAGUUUACUCAUCAAAGGACGAGUCUUAAUUGCAUCUCAUUGAGUUUACCAAACGAUAUGCCAAUGUGUGUUGUUGAAGCUGUAAUGAACCAAAAUUUGCCCUUCUUUACUUUUUACACUGCCUAGCACCAGACGUGUCAAGAGGAGAGUCUUGUGACCUAAUGACUUAAUCUCCGUACAAUACAGUACAACAUAAUACAUGUAUUUUUCUUACUAGCUAUCUCUUCUGGUCAGACUGGGGUGCUGCAGCAGCUAUCGAACGAUGCUCCUUAGACGGCACUAACCGCGUAUCAUUGGUCAAAGAUAAGAUCACCUGGCCUCAGGGAGUUACCCUUGACACCAAUCAAGAGCUAGUUUACUGGAUUGACGCCCACCAUGAUACCAUCAGCUCUGUGGAUUACAGUGGUAACAAAAGGAAGCUGAUUUUUGAAGACGCCUCUCUUGCUUUGUCAAAGUUUCAUGGGUUUGAUUUAGACAUUACUGGAAAUUUCGUAUAUUUUACGGACUGGCUGGCUAACGCUAUAUACGAAGUGAAACUAAGCUCUGGCGUUAUAGUUCGGACUAUUUCUGUACCAACGACUAAUGUUAUUAAAGGAGCUAUGGGACUUCGAGUAGUUGACAGUUCAAAACAACAAGCCG
This is a messenger RNA of Paramuricea clavata, 1512 nucleotides long. Lineage: Eukaryota; Metazoa; Cnidaria; Anthozoa; Malacalcyonacea; Plexauridae. The record is from the annotation of a GenBank genome assembly.